Messenger RNA from Camarhynchus parvulus, 12702 nucleotides. It is a transcript of the gene HEG1, whose product is annotated as heart development protein with EGF like domains 1. Gene Ontology annotation, biological process: heart development. Gene Ontology annotation, molecular function: calcium ion binding. NCBI's taxonomy places the organism in Eukaryota, Metazoa, Chordata, Aves, Passeriformes, Thraupidae. The record is from RefSeq and is a predicted model, not a curated record.
UGGGUGAUGUCAGGCUCGAGGAGGAGCCUCCGCCGCCUGCCCUUUUACUUUCGGGCGCCGGCACUUGGCCGCAGGCUGCUGCUGCUGCUGGCCGGGCCCCCCCCUCACCCCCUCCGCUAUGGGCACCCCGCACUUUUAAGGCGCCGCCCCGAGGGGGGGGCACGGGGUAUUCAUUAAAAAUCGCUAUUUACGUGGUUAUUCAUUGCCCCGCUCCGGGUAUGUGAACAGCCACCCCCCUGCCCCCCCCGGCUCCCCUUCCAUCCACCCCCAGCGCCAUGCCGGCAGCCUGCACCCUGCUGCUGCUGCUGGGCUUGGGGCUGGUCCCGGUCCCGCCGGCCGGCUCGCUGCCCCUCGCUUCCCCGCGGCGUCUUCCUCCACCUCCCCCUCCUCCUCCUCCGUCCCGAAACCGUCUCGGCCGCCCUUCCUCGCUUCCCGCCGGCAGCCCGGUCAUUGAAAGCAGCCAUCAGGAGAGGAGUUCAAGCACAGAGAUAAGGACUGCUGGUGCUCCUGUGGAGCUGGUGACGAUGCUGGCUGGGAGCAGGGAGUGGGCAUCACUGCCUGCCAGGCAAGGGGCAGUGCCAGCAGCAGGCCGGGUCACAGGGCACGCUGUGCCCCCUGCCAGUGAUGGGGAUGUCCCCCCUCCAGGAGCAGGAUCCCCAGAGAACCCAUCUGCUGGGACAGUGACCCACCUGCUCACCCACAGCCAUCCUCCCGACCCUGGAAGCCAUCACCGUGCUGCAGGCAGGCUGGGGAGAGGCAAGAGGGCUCCCAGCACCCCUGCAGCUGCUGAGGGGACACCACUGGACUUGGAAGCUGUCAGCAGCAAUUCGGCUGAGGGGACACAGGGAGGGCACCACGGGCUCUGGAACGUGUCAGAGUUUAACACCAUGAGGACAACGCUGCUACCUUCAUCUCCAGAACCUCAUCACCCAGGCACUGACAGCCUCUCCCAACCCAUGAGCAGCUGGCUGGGCACUGAGCUGGGCGCUGCAGCUGCUUCACCCAGCCCCAGCUCUGCCCUCCCUGGCUCCCUGGGACAGCCCCAGGCCUCCUCCCAGGCUUCAAGUACCCAGACUGGUGCAGAGCACAUCAUGCUACACCCCAGGGGUGUCACAGGGAGCUUGACCAGCCCUUUGCUGACUCCAUCACCUCCCAUGGACAACACCUUCAGAGGCGUUGGAAGCAGCCACCAGCCAUCCAACAGCUCAGCCACGGAGAGGUUCGGUUCGGAUUUCCCCACCAGCAGCACCUCCAUUUCCACAACAGCUGCCAAGGCUGGAGGGAGGACGUUGAGGUCUCUGCCAGCCAGCACCAGGCUGGUCACCAUGGCAGAGAUUUCCACCUCUGGGACUGAAAUCACCAGCUCUUCAGCCCAGAGCCAGACCCCUGGGUUGUCUGUGGGUGCCCAGGCUGAUGGAGGCAGAGGUGUCACAGACCCAUUGCUCUCAGGCUUGCCAUCUGUUUCAGGAAGUGCUUCCACAACUUCUAGCAGCAGUUAUGAACCCCCCAAGAGCAUCCCAGGUGCAGAAGAGGCGACGGAGCACUUGGACAUCCAGGCUGCUGACGUGUCCAGCAUGGCAGUGGGGACACCGAUGUCCCCAGAAAAUGGCCACACAGCUGGGGUGACAAGAGACUCUGCCAGCAGCACCAACCCCACAAGCUCUUUGGGUGGGACCUCCUCUUCCUUGAGGACUGGGACACAUCAUCCCAACAGCUCAUGGGAAGCCACCGAUCUCCCAGGCCCUCCUUUGCUCACAAGCUCCCUCUCUGCCUCUGAAGGUCCUUUCCCAGGUGUCAAAAGCAGCCACAGCCCAGUGGAAGAGAAAACCUCCCUCACUUCCUCUGCCACCAGCACUCCCAUUUCAGCCACAUCCAGCAGUGGGGGGAGGCCCCCCAGGUCUGCCUCGGGCAGCAGCCCCUGGGCAGCAGCCAAGGGUUCCACAUCCAGCAGUGCCAUGUACAGGACCUUGGGAACAACUCAAUCCUUGUCCACAUCUUCUGGGAGAGAGGCCUCCAGAGCUCAGGGGUCCACAGGAAUGACAGAUUUCACUGAGGUGGCAGAGUCUCCCAUAACACGCUCUGGCUCUCCUUUGGAAGGUCCUUCUCCAGCUACUGGAAGCAGCCAUGUGUCACUCAGCAUCCUGUCAACAGAGAGAAGAACCAAUUUCCCCACCACCAUCACCUCUGUUUACACAACAGGCACCAAGGGAGGAGGGAGGACGUUAAGGUCUCUGCCAGCCAGCACCACCUUGGCCCAAAAAACAGAGGUUUCCACCACUGGUACUGGUAACAUCAGCUCUCCAGGCCAUUCCCAGUCUUCUUUGGGAACCCAGGGUGGUGGUGGCAGAGGUACCACCCUGUCAUCUGUGAACCCAUUGCUCACAGGCUCACCAUCUUCUCCAGAAAGCACUUCCCCAGCAGACAAGACCUCAGCAACGGGGGAACACCUGCCUCUCCCCAGCACACCCGGUGUGGUGAGAACUGCCACCAGGGAGGAGAGCAGCACAGUGCCUGUGUUGGACACCCAUGGAGCUUCCAGUGCCACAGGGAGCUCUGCUCCUCUGCCCCACACCAGCACCCUGGGCAUGGUCCUGCUGUCCUCACCAGCAGCACAGCCUGGGACACAGAGUCGUGUUUCACAGAGCGGGGCAGGACUCAGUGAGCUUCCAACAAAGCUGCUGCCUGCGUUUGCUCCCAGCGUUUCAGUGCCUUCACCUUCAGCCACACUCUUCAUCCACAAGGAAGGGACACCUCAAGCCCCAGGCAGCCGCAGCACGUGGAGCACAAAAGCAGAAAGCCUCACAUCUCAGCUGGACACAGCUGGGGACACCCGCACCGGCCCUGUCCUGUCCUCCACGGCACGGCCUCCAGUGAGACAUGUGUCAUCUGGCCAAGCAGGGUCUCCAGAGCCCAAGGUCACCCUUUCAUCCAAGGUCUUCACCUACUUCUCAGCUGCUGCUGAACCUUCCACAAUUGGCAGCAGCCAUCACUCACUAAGCAGCUCAGGUGCUGAGAGGAGGAUGUCCAGCCCCAUCACCGAUCCCGUGUACACUUCAUCCACGUCUGGUGCUGAGGAGAGGAUGCUGCUCUCAGUGACAGGUGGCACUCUGGCUGGUGGCAUGGAGAGCUCUUCUUUCCAUGCUGGAGCUCCCAGCUCUCCAGGGCCAUCUGAGCCAGCAUUGGUGGAGCAGGGCAGGACAGCCAACGCCUCCACCAGCAGCGGGGGUUUCACGGGCUUUGCGACAGAGACGGUCUUUGUACGUUCUGCCAAGAUACCCACUUACUCUUCUUUCCAAAAUGAUCUCACAAACUUUUCAGGUAGCCAUCAGCCAGUCAGUGGCAGUGAUGCUGAGAAAAGGACCUCGGUCUCUCACACAGAUGGCACUUACAUUUCAACCACAUAUACCAGAGGAGGAGAAAGGACCCUCCUGUCUAUCUCCAACAGCAGCACCUCUGCUGACUCCUCAGAGAGUUCCACCUUUUUUUCUGAAAUUUCCAGCCCUUUUGAUGCCUCACAAUCAUCUGUGGCUCAUGACAGGCAGACCAAUGCAUCAAACAGUAGCAGUUUUGUUGAACCAUCUACAGAGCCAUUGCUGGUGCACCCUUCCAAACCGUCGAUAUCUGCUUCUACAGGCAGCAUAGAAAAUACAACUCUAUUCAACACUGCCUCUGAGUUGUUGACCACUGACAAAUCAUCUCUGUCUUCAUCAGCAUUUCCAGCCUCUUCCUCACUGUCAUCACUGCAGCACUUGCUGUCAUCAACACCACCACCAACUCAUCUGUUUACGCUGUCAGAAUCACCUGAGCCACGCUUGCCCUCUGUGAUGGCAUCUUCACCCCCUCUGCAGGCUUUGCCAUCCUCCUUGCCCACUUCCUCCUUGCCCUCCCCAUCUUACUCAUUAGCAUCUUUACUGUCUGUGUUUUCAUCACCCUCAUCCAUCUCUCAGUCCAGUGAGAGUGAUCAAGCAAGCACCGCUGUGGCUACAAGUGUGGUCAGGCAGGUGCCCUCCACAGCUGCCACAGCCAGGAGCUCACCCAGAGAGACCAACAAGCCCAGUGUCACACACCAGCCCCAAAAGAGCACCACCUUCACUCCCACCAGGUCACCUCUCCCUACAGAACCCAUGGAGCUGCUUGGUGGACGUGUUGUGUCUGUGUCCGCUCCUGUGACAGUAACAGAGACUGCCUUGCUUGGAGAUGCCACCACCCAAGGGGACAGCUCUGGGAAGGCAACACCACUGCUCACCACAGCCAGUGUUGCUCCACAGGCUGGUCCAACAGAUGCACCCCUUAGUCCCUCACCAGGUGCAACAAAUCAGGGCAGCAUUGUCCCCACAGUGGCAGUGACCACGGUGAAACCUCCUGUGCUGACAACGCCGUCCGGUCGCCGGCCCACCCCAGGUGAGGCCAGCACCAUGCAAGACCAUGGGGCCCAGACUUCCACUGCCACUAAGCACAGUUAUACCACUGGUAAAAGCACAGAAGCCAUGGGUCCCACCACUGCAAAGCCUGCUAAAGCCACUGAGGAAAACAUCUCUGUUACAAGUCCUUCUGCAGCACCUCCAACCAUCAAGACCACUGGGAGCAUUGCAACGACUUUGGCUGCUGCCAAACCAACCACUGCUCCUCUGCCAAGCAGCACAGUCGGGCUGAGGACAUCACCUCCAGCCACAGAGGUGGAUAAAUGUCUUUCCAACCCUUGUCCUGCACUGGCCACCUGCAACAACACCCAUGGCUCCUAUAUCUGUCAGUGUCCUCUUGGAUAUGAGCUGGAAAAAGGAAAGUGCAAUUUAGUGAGAAUAUUUAUUGGCCAGGUUCCCCUGAAACUGAAUAUCACCCACGGGAAGUACACAGACCUCUUCCACGUCGAGAGGGAGAUCCUGGAGGUGCUCAAUGCAUCGCUGUCAGGCUUGCCAGGAUACCACCACUCCACAGUUAAGGCAAGCAGGGAGGCAAAUUUUGUGCACGUUUCAGUGCAAUCCACGUUCUCUUUAGCGUCCAACGUGACUUUCUUCGAUGUUAUCAGCAGUGUGAAAAGCUACAUUCGAGCUUGCAAAUCCCCCACUGAAGCCUGCCAGUUCAUAUCAAGCCUGAAAUCACUCCACAGAGCUGGCAGCUUGUGCAGACAGAAGGACCCUGAAUGUGACAAGGAAACUUCAGAAUGCACCGACUUUGAUGGGGUUGCUCUCUGCCAGUGCAAAAGUGGAUACUUCAAAUACAACAAGAUGGACCACUCCUGCAGAGCCUGUGACGAUGGAUAUAAGCUGGAAAACGAGACGUGUGUGAGCUGCCCCUUUGGCUUGGGUGGAUUCAACUGUGGAAACCCCUAUCAGCUCAUCACGGUGGUGAUUGCAGCUGCAGGAGGGGGUCUGCUGCUGAUCAUGGGCAUAGCACUGAUUGUCACCUGCUGCCGGAAGAAUAAAAAUGACAUAAGUAAACUCAUUUUCAAGAGUGGGGAUUUCCAGAUGUCACCUUAUGCUGAAUAUCCGAAGAAUCCCCGGGCACAGGAGUGGGGCAGAGAGACCAUCGAGAUGCAGGAGAAUGGAAGCACCAAGAACCUGUUGCAGAUGACAGAUGUGUAUUAUUCGCCAACUGGACUGAGAAAUCCUGAACUGGAAAGAAAUGGACUUUUUCCUCCCUACACUGGUUUGCCUGGAUCUCGACAUUCGUGCAUCUACCCUGGACAAUACAAUCCGUCCUUCAUUAGUGAUGAAACCAGAAGAAGAGACUAUUUUUAGCAAAGAGUGGAGAGGGAGUGGAAGAUUGACACAGUUGUGUGGCCCUUAAUUCCCAGGUACAAUCUGUCUCCUGGGUAGUUGAGGCCACAUCAAUCUUACUCUUCCCAUUUAAUAGGAAGGACUUUGAACUUCAUGCUGAGCAUUGCUGCCCUGAGGGACGGUCACAGUUGCUGAGCAUCAGAGAGGAGGAGGAGGAAGAGGAGGGAAUGGCUCAAGAAGCACAUCACUAAAAGACCCAGUGGGAAGCUAACACGUGUACUCCUUAUUCAUUCUUCACUCUUCGCGCUACACGGGCAAGCAUGGAUCAGUACAGGCAGAUGAACUGUGCCCAGCACUCUGCAUUGAAUACCACUAGGGAGUGUCUUGUUUACAGAUCUCGUUCACUAUUGACUGUGCUUGUCUUCCUAGCCAGCCUUCAUGCCAAGAUUCACUGUCAAUUGCUUUUGGUCAGGCAAGUUUGUCCACUCCCUUUUAGAUCACUGCCUCGCUGUCGGUUUCGUGCAUGCCAGAGAAGCUGACUUGUGUUCACCUUCAUACUGGUAAAAGUUCUCCACAUUUCUAGGUCCUUGCCAAAGCCAGAUGUCUGGCAAUAUUGGCUGAAUUUGUGGGUUGAUUGUCUCCAAGGAGUGUGGGAAGGUUAGUCACACCACUGCAAUUUUAACAGAAAAAAGGCACAGUUAUUCCUCUGUGCUGCUUUGAAAAUCUUCUGUGUAUAGGGAAUGUUGUUGUUUUGUCAACCAAUAUUGUUCCGAAGUGAUGCCACUACAUGCCAUCAUGGUGUUUCCAUGUGGGAUUCUUUGGGGCUCUGUUUCCCUGCAAGGAUUUAAAUGCCUGUAGACACAGCAAUACAAUAUUAAAUAAUUACUCACAGGGAAGAAGAAGAUGAGUUGUGAAUUCAGAAUGCUUUUUAAGAGGAAUCUGUGAAGGAGUAAUAAUGCUGUAGCUUUGGCUGGGUAGAGGAACCUGAAUUCUGGGCACUGAAGGUGGGAUAUGUUUUCAAACCUCCAGAGUCCAUCUUGAAUUUGUAGGCGCUGUGGAGACUUUCAGUGCAUUGGAAAAGAGGGCCUACUGCAGUCAGUUGCAUUUACGGAAGAAAAAAACAUGAUGCUUGCAAUCCUAGCAUAGCAAAGAUCACUUAUGUUGAAGUGUUUUUCUUUCUUCUAUCCUAGUUUCGAGUGAUUCAGACCAGGCAAGUUUCCUCACCCAGGUGUGUUCGUUCAUAUUAGCAGAAGCUGAAGAAUUUAGGUUAUUGCAUUUCUCACCAAAGAUCAGGCCUGAAACUCAUGGACUGUAUUCUGACCUAGAGUGUGGAAAGAGAUCUUACUAAUCACAGAAGCCUGGAAUGGGUUGGCUUUUUUUUAGAUAGAUAAUUUUUAAUUAUCUUAAUUUUAGAUAGAUAAUUUUUUCCAACUCCUCUGCCAUAAACAGGGACACUUUCCACUAGACCAGGUUUUUCAAAGCCCCAUCCAGCCUGGCUUUGAACACUUGCAGGGAUUGGGGAACGUCUCUGGGCAACCUGUUUCAGUGCCUCGCCAUUCUCAUUAUGAAGAAUUUCCUUCUUGUAACUAAUCUAAAUCUACCUUCUUUGUUUUAAAAUAAUUUCCCUUGUCCUAUCCCUACAUGCCCUUGUGAAAAGUCCCUCUCCAGCUUUCUUGUAGACCUCCUUUAGUUACUGGAAGGUGCUCUAAAGUCUCCUUGGAGCCUACUCUUCUCCAGGCUGAACAGCCCCAACUUUCUCAGACUGUCUUCACAGGAGAGGUGCUCCAGCAUCUGACCACCUUUGUGGCCUCCUCUGGCCUCAUUUCUUCUGAUGGGAGCACUGGACACAGCACUGCAGGUGGGGUCUCAGGGGAGCAGAGUAGGAGGAGAGGAUCCCCAUCCCACCCUGGCUCUGGUGCUGCCCAGGACACAGUUGGCUUUCUGGCCUGUGGGAGCACAUUGCUGGGUCAUGUUGAGCUUCUCACCAACCAACACCCCAAGUCCUCAGGGUUAGUUUCUAUUCUCCAAGAGCCUGCAUUUGUGCUGGGGAUUGCCCCGGCUCACAUGCGGGAAAUAUGAUUAAAUAUCAUGAAGUCUAUUUACCACUUAUCUUUACUGCACUGUAAAUCUGAGUCAUCCAAAGCCUGUUUAGAUACAAGGCCCAGAUGCAGUUUCUCCUCUUGAAUGUGAAUGUGCUUUUAAUUCAAGGUGGCUGCUUGUAUAAGGACAAGAAAUAGCACAGUUCCAUUGUCACUAACUCACCAUAUCUGUAGUGUGCACAUAAGCUGAUAUUCCCUUCUCCCCCACCAUGCUUUAAAAGACACAGUGCCUACAGCCAAGUUCAUUAGGUAGCUCAGCUGACUGAAGCACUGAGGAUGAUGGGGUGCAUCCCCCAAAGUGUCUAACCCUAAUUCAAAUGCUCAUGUGUUGUGUGGCUGCUCACUGGAGGCAAGCCUGGGGUAAUGAGGAGCUCUCCAUCAGAGAGUAGGUACUUGCAUCCUACAGAUGAUGUGAGUUCCCAGAUAAUUUCCCAGCACUUUAAAGGCUGUUGUGUUCCCUACCAAAGGUCAGUAACAGGUAUCCAGAGGGAAGCGAGACAGAAACAGGCAAUUAUAAGCUGUGUUGGCUUAGAGGUUUCUGGUCCCUGCUUCUCCCUUGCUUCUGUUUUCUCAAAACUUCAAGACAGGAAAGGCACAGAUGUGCCUGAGAAGGCACAGUUCAGUUCACCAGCCAUAGCACACAAACACAGUGUCUUUUUUAUGCCUCAGCUCUUGUCUUCUAUGUAGAAACAGCAGGGUGAGCUUGCAGAGCUUUAUGGACACCUAGGGCAGUGUCCUUUGCACUUACAUGAACUUUUGGUGACGGUGCAUGCAACUUCACACCUGUCUGAUCCAUAAUCAGCCUUGCAGCUGGUAGUGCACAGCUGAUCUCAGCUGUAGGGGGAAAGGAAUGGAUGCUCAUGGGAAGUACAGCUGCCUAAGGAACUGUAUUUAGGGAAAGCUUUACUUACCGUGUCCAAAAUAUUACAACAGGUAAAGCACAAGAAUUAGGUGUUCUCUGCCACUCUGAUCAGAGUUUUCAUCCAGGACAGAAAGGACCGCCUUUCCCCUGGUAUGGAGCAGAGCUAUGUUUUUGUUACAAAAGAAAAGAAGAAGAUGCAAUUCAUGCUAAAUCUAAAUCCAAAGCCUAUAGACAAGCACUGGACUUUGUCCCUUUUCAGUAAAGUAGCUUUUGAUAAGGACAUGUCCCAGCAAUGAUGAGAACCCCAUGAUUUGCCUAUGUGCCAGCAUUUCCUCUGCCUAUGCUUACAGGCAAAGAUGUUUAACUGCUUGGUUAGUUCAAAGACUAGGAGAUGAACUUCUGCAUGUCAGGUACAAAGGGCAAAGUAUGGCACCAACUCACAAUUGCAGAUCAGUCCUUCUGCACAAAAGAGUAUAUGAACAAAACUUCUGGUCUGUAUCUCCACAUUGCAAAUUGCAAGGGAUUUGAAUGGAGCUGAGAUAGGGGUAUUUCUAAUGAGAGCACACAAAAGUUUGCAAGUAAUAAUUUUAAUACCUUAAUGGUCUUCAAAUUCUUCUUGAAUUGUAUCUGGAGAGAAAGAGUCUCAGUAAAUCCAGCAGGAUUUUCUGAGUAAGGACUGCAAAACUUGGAAUUUUCUGAAAGAGUGUUAUUGCACUGACAUUUUCUCUCUGCCUGUGGAGGUAAACAUUGGGGCAUUUCUUAUGAGGGUUUAUCCAUCACAGCCUGGCCUUCUAUUUGGGUAGAAAGGAGUCUCAAAGCCAAGGCAUAGUCCAUAGGAGGAGGGGGGAAAGAGUCUCUCCUGGCCUGCCACACCUUCUCUGGGUGUCUUAUGAGGCCCUGCCCAGCAGGCAAGAGAGGAGUUUAUGCAGGAGGAGUCAGCACCCAGAUGAGUGCAGGUGCUUUCCCCGAGUGUUCCAGGAAGCUUUUGGGAAAGUGACAGAGGCAGCCUGGGGUGAUCCAGCCCCUGGGUUUCCACCAGCCCAGCUGCAACCUGUGCUGCAGUUCUCCUGUCUUCAGCCAGGCACCACCCGCUCCCCGCUCCCCUGGGACAGAAGGGGUGGGUGCAGAGCACUGUGCUGUGUUACAGUUUAUGGUGGCUGUUUUAGUGCAGUGUUCCCUGCCUCACCCAGCAGUACAGACUCGCCCAGCCACAGCAGGAAUGGGGGCAGUGUUUCAGUGCAGGUUGUCUCUGUGAAAAGCUGCCACAUCUGUGUCUGCCAUGAACAAAGCUCCCUUUGGCAGUGCAGUGGGGCUUGUCACUCCUCUUGGGUAUAAGAAGGGUCUCUAUGUGCCCUUAAGCCCACUUUCACAAUCAAAUGCUUCUCUGUUCACAACUUAACUCCCUAUAGGAUGUCUAAAUACUUGCAGCUUAUUUCUCAUCUCUCUUUUAGAUUACUUCUAGCUACCCCAAAUUGAAAAUUUUGAGCACACUGGAUGUUUUUGCCAAGGGGAAUCACUCUCCACUAUGUGAGAGAAUAGGAGGGAAGUGGCAUGUCUUUGGUAUGGAGAAUGCAAGUGAUUCAGCCAGAUGUGGGGAAAGGAGGAAAAACUACACCAAGACUGCUCAUAAAUCUGCUAUUGCUCCUGGCUACUGUGGAAAGUGAGGGGAGCAGUCAGCAAUGACCCAUGGGCAGUUGUGUGGGUGUGUUUUUAAUUAAAUUUGGUGAAAAAAAUGCUAAUUCUGUUACUUGACAGGAAAAACUGUGAGAGGCAUGUGUUUGCUGCUAUGGUGCUCUGCCAGUUAUACUGACAAAAUGCCUUACCCCCAAAAAUACCCCUGACAGUCAGCAUAGGAGAGUCAGUCCCAGUGAACUGAUCAGCAAAACACAGAUUUGAGGAAUCUUUCAGAAAGCAUCUUGAACAUACAGUCUUCCUGUGUCCUGCUGCUUGCCCUGGCCAGUCCUUCCAGCUGCACUGGGAAAAUCAGGCUUGUUUUUUCACACUGUUGAAACCUUACAGCACUGAAUUGGGCUAUAAGGGGAAAAAGUGGGCCAGGUUUUCUCCCACACUGGAACUGUUAGGUUUUAUAGCAGCAAUGAAUCUCGUUGCUCUUGUGGCAUUUCCCGUAAGACCCACUGGCACAGUCAUGUACUGAGUUACUGCUCAUGAACUGCUUUAUGAAAGUUAUCUGCCUCCACGCUGCAGGGUAGUAAAAGGCUUUAAAAAUAGCAAUAAAUUGCAGUUAGAGAGAAGUAUUUAUCAUUGUGAAAUUGUUUGUGCCAGUACUUGUACAGGUUGUUUGCUGGGACCUGAGUGAGCACAGAGUGGGUUUGGACACUGCUGCAGACAUGCUGAGUUGCUUUCCCAGGACUUGUCUCUGAUGCUGGUCAAUGGCCAUAUCCAUUCCAAACCCAGCUGGAAUUUUCAUUCCCUAAUAGUAAUCUUUAGCUUUCUUCCUUAAAUUAACAAGAACGGAUGCAUUUUAGCUAAAUGCUCUUCCUAUGCUGACUAAUGUUUUUUCCUCUUUACACACAAAGGAUGUAAUCCAGCAUCCCUACAGUGACUGAGGUAACCCUCCCAUGGACUGUAAAGAAGUUUUUUUAGGCCUGAAUUACUCCUCCACCAGGGUCACCUGCAUGUAGUACAUGCUUUCCCAUAGCUCUGUCUGCCUAUUUCUGUGAUACUGUUCCUGCCUUUGCUUGUUUUAUCUAUUCUUUUUUUUAAAGCAUACUUAUUACUGUAGCAGGACCUGUGUUAUGUGAGAAUGAACAAAACAGCUUCAAGAUUGGAAAGAGUUUCCUGGGAAGAGAAUGAAUGUGAAUUUUGUGUAGUUGUUUUACUGGUCAGCCAGCCUCUUUCCUAUCCUGUAAUAUCUAGGGAUAUAGAGAUGCUUCCUGCUGUCACACAUACCAACUGCUCUGCAGAUCCCUCUUGCCUGUCUCUUUAGAAAUUAAGCAAGAUCUCCUAUUUUCAAAAGGGAUAUGUCCUACAUGCUUGUUAGAGUUUGGGACCUUUUCAAUGUACAUUUAAUUCUUCAUUCCCUUGAGCUGCUGAAAUUGAAAAGCAGGAGAGAAAUUCACGAAAGAGUAGGAAGUACCAAAAUUAAAAAAAAAAAAAAAAGAAUAUGCUUAAUUAUUUUGCAGAAAUGUGACUUCAGUACUGUGAGAUCAAGUGUGGGAUGACACCUUUUCUGUGUCUAGUCUUUGUUGCAUAAUAUCCUUGUUGAGGGAACACCUAGCAAGGGUACCUGAUGUUCCUCCAAAGUGGUAUUGAAAUGCUAAAUUGCUCAGUCUCUAUUUCAAUGAAAUGGUGGAAGAGAUGGGAGUCCUACUUUGGUUAAUGACUGCAGCAGGCAGCCUCCAGAUCAGCAAAAUCCUGUAUGGAAAAGUCCUGUGGAAUACAGUAAAUACUGAUCACUUCUCUUGAACACGGCUAUAGAAUUUGCUGGACAUAAAAAGUCUUCAAUAAAAUCUGCUAGGAUGGGUUUACUUUAAAGGAAAAAAAAAAAAGAAGCUCAACAGGAUAAAUAUUUACUACCUUAAUUUUUUAAAGGAAAUCCUGUUAAACUCAGUCAUUUGCUUUAAACCCAUUAAAUUCUACAGGACUUUCUCCUAGUCAAAGGUGAAACUUGGUGUGUAAAAUCAUAAUGAUUUAUUUAAGCAGCUUUUAGAAUUGCAGUAGUAAAGCUCACCUUUUGUGAACUCUCUUCCAAAACAUAAAUUUCAGCAUUUGUUUGUGCUUCUUUACGACCUGAAUGUAAACCUGUGUAUGUUCUUGACAUUGCUCCACUCCCUUCCCUCUAUCUCUGAAUGUUUGCUUCCAAGUCUCUGGGGUUCUGAGGAUGUUUUCCAAACCAGUAUUAUUUAAAGUUGUAUCAUAUUUUCAGCCUCCACUAAUUAUACAGUACUGUAGUAGCAAAAUAUAAUUUUUAAUGAUUGGAUUAUUUUUAUACCUGCAUCCAAUAUUAUUAAAUCUGGCGUUCUAGUCAGUAUCAUAAAAGGAUACAAUAAAACAAUGAAUAUUA